UCCACAUCUCCCAGGGCACCAUGGACUGCUUGAAGGGAGAGUUUGAAGUGGAGCCAGGCGACGGCGGCUCACGGUGCGAAUACCUGAAGGAGAAGGGGAUCGUCACCUACCUCGUUCUCGUACCCAAGCAGCCCCUCAAGAACGGGAUCAACGGUGUGAAGUUGUCCGUUUCAUCAUCGCAUGGGAACUCUCCUCAGCUGAUCAACACCAAAGAAUGCAAUGGAAGCAUUAACACCACCUGCACGACCCCAGAUGAGACAGAAGACCUGGACAGCAGGGUGGUGAACCCCUCCUUUCCCAACCCUCGGAGGCGCCUGCGCUUGCGUGACCUGGCGGAGAGGGUGGUCGAUGCCUCCCAGAAUGAGCAGGAGCUCAACAAGUUGCUCAACGAGGCCUUGCUGGAGAGGGAGUCCAUGCAGGCGCUGAAGGGCAAAUCCACAUACCGGCUGACCAUGCGUUUCAUCGACCCCGAGAUGGAGACGCGCUACUCCGUGGAGAAGGAGAAGCAGAGCGGAGCCGCCUUCAGCUGCUCCUGCGUCAUCCUCUUCUUCACGGCUCUGGUGGAGAUCUUCAUUGAUCCGUGGUUGGUGGCCAGUUACGUGACGUUUGUUGUUGGCGAAGUCCUUCUGCUGAUCCUGACCGUUUGCUCGCUGGCUGCCAUCUUCCCCCGGGUAAGCAGGGUUGUCUCCCACACCCCAACACACUGACAAUUGUUCCGCAGCUGUCUGGAAGAACCCGGGUGCUCAUGUGCUCUCCAUCUGCACCAGCCGCAUCCACUCAGUGGCGAUAUCCCAAUUUCCAGAGCUGAGCCUUCCAGGAUUUUUGUUUCUGAGAAAGUGGAAUUCUUUGUCUAGAUAAGAAUGUCAUAUUGCAUGCUCCUCAUGAGAUGGGACGGCCUGCCAGCCAUGGAUGAUAGCAGUUGUGAUGUCGUGGACUGGAGGCAGGAUUGUACCAACACCACGGCCCAUGUGUAGCUGGGUGCGAUCUUGAUUGUGGGUCUGUGUUGGGCACUGUGGCUUAACUUUCCCUGUUGCAGAAAGUUUCACACACAUACACAUUCGUUCUUGUAUCAGGCCUUGUGAUCGCUGAAUCUGAACUGAGGGGCAUUUUCUCAAAGCUGAAAACUGCAGGUGGAAUGUGGGUUUGCUGAGGGAAUGUAUAAGCCCAUCAGAAACGCACUAAAACACUUGAACCCAGUGGCAUGUGAGUUUUGGUUGACACAAACUUUGUCCCUCUCCCCU
This is a messenger RNA of Varanus komodoensis (Komodo dragon), 1241 nucleotides long. RefSeq names its product adenylate cyclase type 3-like. The transcript has 5 exons. Gene Ontology annotation, molecular function: adenylate cyclase activity. The record is from RefSeq and is a predicted model, not a curated record. Gene Ontology annotation, biological process: cAMP biosynthetic process; adenylate cyclase-activating G protein-coupled receptor signaling pathway. Lineage: Eukaryota; Metazoa; Chordata; Lepidosauria; Squamata; Varanidae. The coding region runs from base 21 to 707 and encodes 228 amino acids.